AUGAGCACAACACAGCAAGAGUCGUGUCACCUUCUGCGGCUGCCGCCGGAGCUACGCAAGUGCAUAUACCAGCUCGUCGCCACACUGUCCGAAGUACACUUCCGCAAGAACAAGUUGCUACCGGGUCAGACAGCUCUACUGCGGACGGUCCACCGCCACGCAGUCGAGCAAGCCGAAAACUUCAUCGCGGACAUCAGCGACUUCGGAUUACUGCAGAAGUACCUCGAAGCUCUGCCCCCUUUUGAUGACGAUGACAAUGGCCGGAGGACUAUUCACGUCAGUAUCCAUGUAAAGGAUACAAAAGUCGAGUCUUACGACCAUAUUGACUCCUGGCUUACGGCUAGUGUGAGCGGAGCGUCGCUGUCGCAGCUGAAGCGAGUCUGCCGUCUCAUCGUGACUCCCACCCGAGCUUACUCGGAUCCGGCCGAAGAUGAAAGAUUCUUGAUAGAUCUCAACACCGCGAUGAUGUUGUCGAACGGGGUAAAUCAGGAGUAUGUCGAGGAGUGGUUGAGCCUGACGAAGGAUUUCGAACUGCGCGGGAACGAUAAGCAGACUGGGUCAGUAGCUGAUCGACUGCUUCGACAGUGGUAG
Molecule: messenger RNA, 591 nt
Organism: Recurvomyces mirabilis
Lineage: Eukaryota; Fungi; Ascomycota; Dothideomycetes; Mycosphaerellales; Teratosphaeriaceae
Exons: 2
Coding region: 1-591 (196 amino acids)
Source: RefSeq, a predicted model, not a curated record